This is a messenger RNA of Sorghum bicolor (sorghum), 342 nucleotides long. RefSeq lists its product as uncharacterized. The record is from RefSeq and is a predicted model, not a curated record. Bases 1 to 342 code for a protein of 113 amino acids. The transcript has a single exon. Lineage: Eukaryota; Viridiplantae; Streptophyta; Magnoliopsida; Poales; Poaceae.
AUGCCGACCAUCACUUGCGAGAUCAGAUCACAGCUCUUCCACAAUGUCUUCUGCGACCUUGGAUCAAGCGUCAACAUCAUGUCCAAGGUAAUUUAUGAAAAUCUAUUAGGGUGCAUUUUGCUCCCUACCUUUAUGAGACUGCAGAUGGCGGACCAAACCAUUCGGUUCCCUGAGGGAGUUGCUAAGGACAUCUUGGUUAAAAUCCAAGAUGAAUAUGCCCCUGCUGAUUUCGUCAUCCUCGACAUGGGGGCAAACAUCGACGUCCCCGUCAUCCUGGGAUGGCCAUUCCUGAACACGGUGAACGUCGUCAUCUACAUUGGGUCUAGCCAGAUCCAUCUAUAG